AUGGCCACCUCAUGCUUACCUCUGGGGAUGCAAACUCUAAAGCAGUUCCUGAGAAGGCAAGUUCUCCUCUACAGAGGAAUUUUGGAAGCAAUCUGGCAAGUUCCAAAUGCAUCUGAUUGCCAAUACCCAAGAAACUGGGCAAGGGAAGAAUUCAAAAGAAAUAAAAGUACCAUAGAAGAGGAUACAAUCUGGAUGAUGAUUACUCAAAGCAAUAUUCAGCUAAAGGAGUUAGAAAAAACACUGCCAUUAGCAACAUUUUAA
Molecule: messenger RNA, 261 nt
Organism: Fukomys damarensis (Damara mole-rat)
Lineage: Eukaryota; Metazoa; Chordata; Mammalia; Rodentia; Bathyergidae
Product: LYR motif-containing protein 2-like
Exons: 1
Coding region: 1-261 (86 amino acids)
Cellular component (GO): mitochondrion
Source: RefSeq, a predicted model, not a curated record